Rhizophagus irregularis DAOM 181602=DAOM 197198 is the source of this 1497-nucleotide messenger RNA. The record is from RefSeq and is a predicted model, not a curated record. Lineage: Eukaryota; Fungi; Glomeromycota; Glomeromycetes; Glomerales; Glomeraceae.
AAUCAUCGGAGGCAGUCGCUUUCUUGAAUGGGGAGCAUAAGAAAAGGGUUAGUGAAGAGAUUAGGCAAAGGAAUAGAGAGAAAAAACUUCAGCGAAAAAACGAACAGGGUAUGAUUCAAGAAGUUAAUUCAUCCAUGAAAGAAAAACACUUUCUCCCGGUUGUGACUGAAAUUUCAGCGAACCAAGUUCGCCCAAAUUCUUUAGCAGAGAUAGAUGAAGAGCGAGCGGUCCUCCCUGAUAUUAUUAAUCUAUAUGAAACUGCGUGCGGUGCGGAAAAGAAAGCAAUCGAAGCCAAUAGAGAAGAAACUUUGCGUUGGUGUUCCUAUGCUAGAGAAUUCAAGAGAAUGUAUAAAGAUUUUAUGGUCAACAAUAAAGUUGGGGAAAAGAAAGCGAAAGGUCAGGUAUAUGAUUUUAUUAUCAAACAACUCCCCGAUACUAAACGCAAAACUUUAUGUAGGCAAACACAGAAAGCUUUGAGGAUUGACGAUUUAUUCGAAAAAAUAGGAAUGGACAAGCUUCAAUACAUAAAAACAUAUAGUGCGGAUACUAUUUCGAAAUUUACUGUUCCUCAGAUUCAAACAAUUAUAGAUCACUUCACCGAAAAACGUUCACAAAGUGAACAAUUCACUGAUGAAGCCGAGGAUGAAGAACAAGAUGACGAGGUCCCAGAGGGAUCCGAUCAGAAUAAUGCAUUGGAGGUCUUGUCAUUAGCAAAGCUAACAUCAACUGCACCUAUCCCAUUAGCCCAUAUCCCUAAUUCUUCAGAUGAUACCUCCAGCUCGAAAAAAUUGGAUACCAAGGUAGAGGUAGUACCACCUAUUCCUCAACCCAAUAAUCCAACCCACGUCCAGGCCCGCAAUAAAGUCUUAAAACUCUAUCCUGAUAUAUCUUUUCAUAGUAAACCCUCCGAUGAAUCUGAAGAUGUAUAUCGUUGCAGAACAAAGUCUUCAAUAUGCCCAUCAUGUAAGACGAAUCAUAAAGAAAAUAUAGUAGGUCGAUAUUGGGAGGGAUCUUAUCUUUUGAGUUGUAUGUAUAAGAUGAAAGGACUCGAGGUAGUGGUGUAACCCAGUCAUGCAAGAUCAACCACCUGAAAUGCGCAGAAGAUAUCGGGAAAAUUCUCUUUUUUUCUUCGUAUAGCUCAGAAAAAAAAAUCUACCAUGGUACCAAAAGCUAUGACAAGCAUGUUAACAAACCUCAAGCCUCUGAUUUCAAGCCUAUCACUUUCGAAGCCAAACAUUAAUUUUCAAAUCCAUGUUAGAGCAUUUCACAUACUUGAAAUUCGGAAAUUGUUUCAGAGGGAUUGAUAAUUAUAAUUUUACAUCCCCUCAGCCGUGGAGCUCACCAUGCCCUAUUUGUGAUGGAAAACAUGGGAAUUAUGGAUUACAUGGCUCAUGGUAUGGAACAGAAUAUUGUCUUACUUGCUUCACUUCAGGCAAUAAAUUCAGGUUCGCGAUUGUGGCUUAGACCGGACCGAUCACCUGAAAUGCGCAGAAGAUA